Molecule: messenger RNA, 672 nt
Organism: Oikopleura dioica
Lineage: Eukaryota; Metazoa; Chordata; Appendicularia; Copelata; Oikopleuridae
Source: the annotation of a GenBank genome assembly
AUGACCUUCAGUGCAUCAGUUUUCGACAAUUGCGAUGUCUGCCGCAAAGUCUUCAGGAUGAAUCUUACAGAUUUAGGAUACUGUGGUCAGAAAGACUGCCACAACUGUUUCUUUGUGCCGAUUUGGUGUCGAAAGUGCAAAGUUUUUCAUCAUGACCUAAAAAAGAAAAAUGAAAAAGGCUGCAUUAAACCCCUUGCGAGACGAAGAGGUGUACGAAAAGAAUAUUUCGACUCUCCGGAUCUCAACGAAGCCUUCCACGAGGCCUUCCAUGAGGAGCAUUGCAAAAUCAUCGAGGAUGAGUUGGACGUCAUCCCUCCAGUGCCAAAACAAAGAGAAUCAAUCCCCAACGAAAAUAAGGAUGCUCCUUCUCCUCAACAGUCAAGACACGGCUCCCUUUACAACCGCAUUUACGCUUUCAUCGACAAGAACAAUCCUCUUUCUGGAGAAAGCUCUACAACUGAAAAACCGAUGCCGAUGAAAAGAAAGAUUGAUAUCAACAAUAACGAAGAUUGCAUAAUCAUUGAGGAUCAAUCCGAUGUUGUCAUCCUUCCAGUGUCGAAACCAAGAAAAUCGAAGAAAAAUCAGCUCUUUACUUCUGUCCAAGAGUCAGAAAGCACGAUCUCAAAUUCUCUAGACUCAGAAGAGCAAAUUGGCAGUCAAAAACACAAAUAA